GCUGGAGAAGGGAAGGGUAGAGAUUGUUGGGUGUGUCAGCAAGUCUUUGAAGGAGAGGGGAAACCGUGCAUGGGAGAUCACCAGAGCUGACUUGAGCGCACAGCAAGGCAGUGGGAUCAUUACUCAAUGAAAAUUGAAGUAUUGAGCCAUGCAGAAUGACAAAUGCUUGUUUAAAAAGGUUAAAGACCCGUUUUCUGUCUUGUGUAAUGAUGCGUGACAACGGUAUGAGGAUAACCUUGAUAAGUUCGACGACAAUGCUCCAAUUUUGGGGUGUUAUGAUUAUGAAACUGCUACACUUUUCAGCAUUCAGUUUAUAGAGAACAUUUAGGCUACUCAGCGUAAGGGAAAGUAGUAUGCUGACAACAUUUUGCUCCUUGCUCACCGAACAGGACAGCGACUCAUGGGAUGUAGUGUGGGCUGUAGAACAAGGCUCAACUUUGGAAAGGCGCUGUCCAAAGUAUCCGUGUGUUUUACCAUGGUCGUGAUUUUCACCUAUUUCUUUUACUGUUUUACCGGAUUAUGUGACUCCGCGCCGAGACAGAUGUUCGACCAUCACACUGUAAACAGAGACUAUGAUAUAUCGGACCGUACGUACGACAACCUGCGACCGUCAGCUCGACUCUAUCCUCACCAGCCGGGCGCACCGACUCCCUGGAACAGGACAGACACUUCAACGGGCGCCGCGCUCCACCGUGCAGACGAACAGGUCGCCAAGCUACAGUGGGUUGAAGGCGGACUGCUCCCACAAGAGAUACCGGAGAGCACCAAGGAAAAUCUAGCUGCUAACGGCAUCCCGGAGUCCAACACAUUUGAGAGUAAGAAGUUCCCACAAGCCAUCAUAAUCGGUGUGAAGAAAGGCGGAACGCGCGCUCUGCUGGAGUUCCUACGGAUUCAUCCGGACGUGAGAGCUGUCGGGGCAGAACCUCACUUUUUCGACAGGUUCUACGAGAAAGGACUUGAGUGGUACAGGAACCUGAUGCCUCGGACCCUAGAAGGUCAGAUCACCAUGGAGAAGACGCCCAGCUACUUUGUGACCAAGGAGGCUCCUCGUCGCCUCUGCACCAUGAACUGCCACACUAAGCUCAUUGUAGUCGUCCGCGACCCCGUGACCCGGGCAAUCUCCGACUAUACCCAGACGCUGUCCAAACAACCCGGCCUCCCCUCUUUCCAGAGCCUGGCCCUCAAGAAUACCUCUACGGGAUUGGUCGACACCUCGUGGAGCGCCGUGCGCAUCGGCCUGUACGCCAAGCACCUGGAGAACUGGCUCCAGCACUUCCCCUUAUCUCACUUCCUGUUCGUCAGCGGCGAGCGGCUGGUGUCCGACCCGGCGGGGGAGAUGGGCCGGGUGCAGGACUUCCUGGGUCUGAAGAGGGUGGUGAGCGACAAGCACUUUUACUUCAACCAGACUAAGGGAUUCCCUUGUCUGAAGAAGCCAGAGGGAAGCAGAAAGCCCAGGUGUCUGGGGAAGUCCAAAGGAAGGCCUCAUCCACAGAUCUCACCAGAGGUACUGCAGAGGCUCAGGGACUUCUACAGGCCAUUCAACCUCAGGUUCUACCGGAUGACUGGACAAGACUUUGGAUGGGACUGAGCCGUCCACCAAUGUUACAUGGAAAUCAAGCUAAAGGAUGAAAAGGAUUACUUUAAAACAUGUGGAGAGGACACUGCUUUCAUCAAGACAGGAAACACAAGACUGACAUUACAUUUGUCAAUGAGGGAACAGGGGUUCUAGGUUACCACUUUGACUUGUGACAUGGUAUGCAUUAUACAAAAUGUUGGCAUUUUUUUGUAUUUUAUGGAACAUGAUAUAAAGCUGUCGUUUCAGUUACAGUAUGUGUAUGUUGCUACAUGUAAGAAUAAUGUAAGAACUCAUUGUUUUGCCAGGGUAAAGUACAUGAACCAGGAGAUCAUGAUACAUGUCACACAGUAAGUAGACCAAAGGACGUUGAUGACUUGAUACCUCUGUGUGAGGAGACUCAUGUUACAAUGGAUUAUACAAAGGAUUAUAACCAACCUGUUUCUGACCAGCGUGUGUGUGUGUGUGUGUGUGUGUGUGUGUGUGUGUGUGUGUGUGUGUGUGUGUGUGUGUGUGUGUGUGUGUGUGUGUGUGUGUGUGUUUAAGAUACCGUAAGAAAAGUGUAUUUAUUGCAAUAAGUGUACGUAGCUUUAAUUAUUCUUGUGAUCACCCAACUAAGCAACAAAACAUUUCUUUAUCAGGGUUGACAAUCCUUUUCUUUUGACUUGUGUUUUCAAUGGUACUGUAGAUCUAAAAACCAAAUGUGUAACUAUCUAUCAUUAUCUGUCAAGUCAAUCUAAUACCAGACCCUGUUUACAGCAUUUCCAUUGGGACAGUAUUACAUUGGGACAGCAUUUCCAUUGGGACAGUAUUCCAUUUGGACAGCAUUUCCAUUGGGACAGUAUUCCAUUGGGACAGCAUUUCCAUUGGGACAGUAUUCCAUUGGGACAGCAUUUCCAUUGGGACAGUAUUCCAUUGGGACAGCAUUUCCAUUGGGACAGUAUUCCAUUGGGACAGCAUUUCCAUUGGGACAGUAUUCCAUUGGGACAGUAUUCCAUUGGGACAGCAUUUCCAUUGGGACAGUAUUCCAUUGGGACAGCAUUUCCAUUGGGACAGUAUUCCAUUGGGACAGUAUUCCAUUGGGACAGUAUUCCAUUGGGACAGCAUUUCCAUUGGGACAGUAUUCCAUUGGGACAGCAUUUCCAUUGGGACAGUAUUCCAUUGGGACAGUAUUCCAUUGGGACAGCAUUUCCAUUGGGACAGUAUUCCAUUGGGACAGUAUUCCAUUGGGACAGUAUUCCAUUGGGACAGUAUUCCAUUGGGACAGCAUUUCCAUUGGGACAGUAUUCCAUUGGGACAGCAUUUCCAUUGGGACAGUAUUCCAUUGGGACAGUAUUCCAUUGGGACAGUAUUCCAUUGGGACAGCAUUUCCAUUGGGACAGUAUUCCAUUGGGACAGUAUUCCAUUGGGACAGUAUUCCAUUGGGACAGUAUUCCAUUGGGACAGUAUUCCAUUGGGACAGUAUUACAUUGGGACAGUAUUCCAUUGGGACAGUAUUCCAUUGGAUGAUGAACCUCUAUUAUAAAGACUUUGUACACAGAAUCCUUUUUCUUCUCCUUGGGUAAAGAGCUAAUUAUGAUGUGAUACUUAUUUCACCUUUUAACGCAAAGUUAUUUAAGCCUCAUUUAAAAUGAUGCUCUUACUUGCAAACCUUUGAUGCAUCCAACAAUGAUACCUCACUUAGGGUACAGAAACACCAUUUUGCAACCAAAACAGAUUUGUAUGUAUAGUUUACCCUUCAAUGAUGAAACGCAAUGUACAAUGAGUAUCAUUACCUUGACGUUACCAGUUCACUUAACUCUACCAGGUCAUUUGUAAAUGUCAUGCUUAAAGAUUAUGUUUGUCAAAGUUUAUUUCCUUUCAAUUCAUAUUACUCUGUAAAAAUGUUCUAUUAAACCAUACUGAAGUUUACAACACUAUUGUACAUACUGAAAUGAGAAUAUGUUGAGAUGUUUAGUAAAGCUUCAUUUGAAAUGAA
Messenger RNA from Oncorhynchus kisutch (coho salmon), 3551 nucleotides. Its product is annotated as heparan sulfate glucosamine 3-O-sulfotransferase 6-like. The record is from RefSeq and is a predicted model, not a curated record. Gene Ontology annotation, molecular function: [heparan sulfate]-glucosamine 3-sulfotransferase activity. The transcript is spliced from 2 exons. NCBI's taxonomy places the organism in Eukaryota, Metazoa, Chordata, Actinopteri, Salmoniformes, Salmonidae. Bases 401 to 1588 code for a protein of 395 amino acids.